Molecule: messenger RNA, 2931 nt
Organism: Trifolium pratense (red clover)
Lineage: Eukaryota; Viridiplantae; Streptophyta; Magnoliopsida; Fabales; Fabaceae
Product: protein ESMERALDA 1
Exons: 10
Coding region: 501-2201 (566 amino acids)
Source: RefSeq, a predicted model, not a curated record
GAAAAAAUAAAAAUGGCCAACAACUCCAUUUUAUGUUGUUUGUGAUCAAAAGGUCAAAAUCUAGAAUCAUGGUCUUGUUUGUUCGCUCUUGUUCUGAAAGCGAAACGUAAGAAAUUCCAAAACAUCAUCAGAUGAUGUUUUUCUUCUUACCAUUAUCAGAAAAAACCUCAAUCUAUUGCUGCAACACAUCUGAAAAAUUACCUUCUCUUUUCUUGACGCACCCAUUUUCACAAUCCAAAUAAAAAAAUAAUCCAAUUCAAUAAUUCAAUUAUAUAAUAAUUUAUUAAAAUAACAAAAAUACCUUUCUUUUCAAAUCAUUCAUCAUAAUAACUUUGAUUGCAUUGUAUUGUAUAAGAAUAAGAAUUUCCCAGCUAAAACCAAACCAAACCCACGUGCACGCUCUCUUUCAUCAAAACGGCACCGUUUUGAUAGAGAACGAGAAAGAGCGUGUUUCGAUAAUGAUGAUGAUGAUGAUGAUGUAGAGAGGUUGUUGAUCUGAAAUGCAACCGUACAAUCGGUUACCGAGCAGCGGGCAUACCACGCCGUCCUCUCCGAAGUCGCCGUUACGGUCGCCGAGGCACCGGCAAGGGCGGUCUAAGGCGGGUAAAUUUUCUACCGGAGGAGGGAGGAGUAGUUUAGCGCAGAGAUUGAGUUGGAUGUUGCUUUCUGUACUUCUCCGGCGACAGGGGAUUUUCCUGUUUGCUCCUUUAAUUUAUAUCUCCGGUAUGCUUCUUUAUAUGGGAACGGCGUCGUUUGAUGUUGUUCCGGUCAUUAAACACCGUGAUGCUCCUGGCUCGCUUUACCGGAGUCCUCAGCUUUAUGCCAAUCUUAAACAUGAUAUGGAUUCGGAUAAUUCUUCUACUGAUGCGAUAUCUACAAUUUGGAAGACUCCAUAUAGAGGUGGUGAAUGGAGACCAUGUGUAAACAGAUCUUUAGAAGACCUACCUGAGUCAAAUGGAUACAUAUAUGUAGAGGCUAAUGGUGGCUUAAAUCAGCAAAGGACAUCGGUAUGCAAUGCCGUUGCUGUGGCUGGCUAUCUAAAUGCUACCCUUGUGAUCCCCAACUUCCAUUAUCAUAGCAUAUGGAAAGAUCCUAGCAAAUUCAGGGACAUUUAUGACGAAGAAUAUUUUGUUGAUACCCUUAAAAAUGAUGUGCGGGUGGUUGACAAGAUUCCUGAGUACCUGAUGGAAAGAUUUGGCAGCAACAUGACAAACGUACACAAUUUUAGGAUCAAGGCAUGGUCAUCCAUUCAGUAUUAUAGAGAUGUUGUGCUCCCAAAGUUACUUGAAGAAAAGGUUAUACGAAUUUCACCUUUUGCGAAUAGAUUGUCAUUUGAUGCUCCUCCAGUUGUCCAGCGCCUCAGGUGCUUAGCAAAUUAUAAGGCUUUACGGUUUUCAACACCUAUAUUGACCAUAGGUGAAUCUUUGGUUGAAAGAAUGAGAGCGCAUAGUGCCAUUAAUGGUGGUAAAUAUGUUUCUGUACAUCUUCGUUUUGAAGAGGAUAUGGUUGCUUUCUCCUGUUGUGUUUUCGAUGGUGGGAAACAGGAGACACAAGAUAUGAUUGCUGCAAGAGAAAGAGGUUGGAAAGGGAAAUUUACAAAACCUGGGCGAGUCAUACGUCCUGGAGCAAUCAGGUUAAACGGAAAGUGUCCCCUCACCCCACUAGAGGUUGGCCUGAUGCUGAGGGGAAUGGGUUUCACAAAGAACACAUCUAUCUUUUUGGCAUCUGGACUAAUAUAUAAUGCUGAGAAAACAAUGGCUCCACUACUACAAAUGUUUCCUAAUUUGCAUACCAAGGAGACUCUAGCUUCUGAAGAGGAACUUGCUUCGUUUAAGAAUUAUUCUUCCAGGAUGGCUGCUAUCGAUUACACUGUUUGUCUUCACAGUGAGGUGUUUGUCACAACUCAGGGUGGUAACUUUCCCCAUUUUCUGCUGGGCCACAGAAGAUACUUGUAUGGUGGACACUCUAAAACAAUUAAGCCUGAUAAGCGGAAGUUAGCAUUGCUGUUUGAUAAUCCCAAUAUAGGAUGGAGAAGUUUCAAACGUCAACUGCUGACCAUGAGGUCGCACAGUGAUUCCAAGGGAAUUGAGCUCAAAAGACCAAAUGACUCUAUAUACAGCUUUCCAUGCCCAGAUUGUAUGUGCCGUGCCAGUAGAGCUGCCAAUAGAACCGACGAUUCAAAAUCUUCAUCAGCAGCUUGAUCUACUCAGAGUUUGAUGGGUGUUUCUGUUACCUAUGAUUUUGUGAGCAUGCCUUGCCGCUGACCGCAUUUCUGAUACCAUGAUUGUUUCAUUUUCUCUCCUCUCCCUCCCCGUCUGGUGAGAAGGCAUAUACACAUCAUUUUUGGAGAUCAAAGGAUUUUGUUGAACGUCUCAUUGUUCUGAUUAUAUAUUUGGAUUAAUUAAAUUUCAAGGGAGUGACUUGUUUUUAUGCAAAUGAUGCCAAUUCACUUCAGAACAGAAUGGAAAAUGUUCCUUUGCAGGAAUCUCUCCCAGAACAUUGAGUGAGCUAUGUUUCGCACAUGAAUUAGCAGCUGCAGUAUCGAACGAGCUGUUUAAAGAGUCAAAGGACAAGCUCAAGUUCCUUCACAACCUGCCUGUACAUUAUGUGAAGUAUGAUACUAAUCAUGUGUUAAGGCUGUAUCAUUUUUUAUUUUUUGAUAUAUUAAGGCUGUAGCAUUCAAUAGCUGUACAUGUACAAAAUUCAGGGUCCAUAUGGUUUUCUUUGAUCUAUUUUAGGUUAGUUUCUUUUUCCUUUGUUCCUGUUAUCAGUUUUGUAUUUUGUUUGCCCUCAGGGUCUAGUUGUUAGUUAUAUGACUGUAUCUUAGCACAUUUGUUAUUCUUUUACAUUGGCGCUCCAUCGUUUCCACGAUGAUACCAAUGUAUGUAACUAUUUCACCAUUCAUAACAAGCAAUUCCAAAAGUUUGCGUA